Molecule: messenger RNA, 897 nt
Organism: Pistacia vera
Lineage: Eukaryota; Viridiplantae; Streptophyta; Magnoliopsida; Sapindales; Anacardiaceae
Exons: 2
Coding region: 1-897 (298 amino acids)
Source: RefSeq, a predicted model, not a curated record
AUGGGCAAAAAGGAAGAUGACACUAAUUCACAAACUAGAAAUUAUAAUGCAGGGGAACCUGAAGAAGAUGCUCUUUUAGUUUGUGGGAUGCUACAUCUGGUAGAUACUGGAAAGGUGGUAAAUGGCACAUUUAAAAAUGGAGCUUUUCAAGAUUUACACAAAUACAUGCAAGAAAGGUUACCUGAAUUUUCCAAGAAGGCUAAUCCUCAUAUUAAGUCAAGGCAUAAAUAUGUUAAAAAACAAUAUCAAGCCAUUUGUGAAAUGCGAGGAGACAGUUGCUCAGGAUUUGAAUGGGAUUCGAAACGAUAUUGUAUCACUGCUGAUGAAAGUGUUUUUGAAGAAGUUAAGUUUCAUCCUAAUACCCAUGGACUUAUAAACAAGCCAUUUCCCUAUUUUGACCAACUUGCUCGAAUAUUUGGCAAAGAUCAAGCAAUUGGAGCGGCAGCGGAUUCUCCUGCAAAUGUUGUUGAAGAGCUUGAAAGAGAAGAACAAAUGCAAGGAUUACAUUCUAUGCAUAAUGUUUCCUCACACACCUUGUUAGAUGAUGAGAAUGAGGAAAUACAAUCACAAUUCAUGACCAAUGAUUCACCAAAUAACCAUAAGGCAAGUCAUGUUGCUUAUUCUACAUGCAACCAAAAUGCAAACCAAGCUGGCCCAUCUACUUGUCAACAACAACAUGCCAAAAAGAAGCAAAAAACUUCUGAUACCAAGAUGCUCAUGGAAUCUUUUUCUUGUCAAAUGUCUAAACUAAAAGGUGUCUUGAAGGGUGCAGGUGAGCAUAUCUCUAAACUUGCUGAUUGUUUUCAACAUAAACAAGAUGCAGCUAUGAGAAGGAAGAAGAUAUAUGAGGAGCUGAAAAAGAUUGAUGACAUUCUGAAAUUCAAAGAUUGGCUAUGA